Messenger RNA from Marchantia polymorpha subsp. ruderalis, 2878 nucleotides. The record is from the annotation of a GenBank genome assembly. Lineage: Eukaryota; Viridiplantae; Streptophyta; Marchantiopsida; Marchantiales; Marchantiaceae.
GGAAGCGAGGGAAGGGGGGAGGUUGUGAAAGGGCCGCGGGGAGGCUGCGAGUUCAGUGGGCUGCGAAGAGAGAAGAGAGCCAGGGAGCCCCGGGAUAUUCUUGUAAACCCAGUGCACGCUGUGCUGCUUCCGCUUGUGAGAGCAUCGAGAGCGGGACAGAGAGAUUAGAUAGACAGAAGGAGAGGUCGCCGAGAGGUAAGAGAGAUAUAGAGAACAACCGAAAAGAGGUAACUGGACAGAGAGACAGCGAGAGAUAGAGAGCGAGCGCGAGCGCGAGGGAGAGAGGCAGAGAGCCAGAGAGGGGUGGGGUGAGGAGAGGGCAAAGUGGUGGUGAGUGUCCGAGAUCAUCUGUCGCUUGCUCAAAGCGACGAGAAACGGAGCGAGUGUGCGAGCGAGUCGAGUGGCAGACAGUCAGGGGCUUGCUGCUGCGUCGCCUGGAUUUUAAUCGUUUGAACGCAGUUCGGUCUGAGCAUCGAGAAGUAGCUCAUGUCCAUAGAGGAACGAGGACGGCAAGGAAAAGCGACGUGCUAAGGUAGAGGGGAGUAGGCAUGGGCAACUGCGUGGGAGGCCACAGUGAUCGUAAGAAUGGGCUCAAUCCCAACGAGCCUGCGCCUACGAAUGUGCAACGCGGAACCGGUGCUCCUCAAGGUACCCACGGUGGUGCAGGUACUGCUGGCGUCUCCGCCCACGGAUCUACUCCAGCUCCAAUGGGCGGCAUCUCUGCCAAACAAAAGCCCACGUUGACUGGCAAUGUGCUUGGCCGGCCUCUGGAAGAUGUGCGAUCCAUCUACACCCUCGGUCGCGAACUUGGUCGUGGUCAGUUUGGUGUCACGCAUUUGUGUACGCACAAGGUCACAGGUGAGCUUUUAGCCUGCAAGUCAAUUGCGAAGAGGAAGUUGACCAACAAGGACGACGUAGAGGAUGUUCGGAGGGAAGUGCAGAUCAUGCACCACUUAGAGGGUCAGAAGAACAUUGUCGAAUUGAAGGGCGCGUAUGAGGAUAAACACAACGUGCAUCUCGUCAUGGAGCUUUGUGCUGGCGGAGAACUCUUCGACCGCAUUAUUCAGCGGGGCCACUACAGUGAGAGGGCGGCUGCAGCUCUGUGUAGAACUAUCGUGCAAGUGGUUCAGACGUGCCAUUCUCUGGGAGUUAUGCACCGGGAUCUGAAGCCCGAGAAUUUUCUACUGGCCAACAAGAAGGAGGAUGCACCCCUGAAGGCGACGGAUUUUGGUCUUUCUGUCUUCUUCAAGCCUGGAGAAGUAUUCACAGAUAUUGUUGGAAGUGCUUAUUACGUGGCACCGGAGGUUUUGCGUCGUAACUAUGGGCCUGAGGCUGAUGUUUGGAGUGCUGGAGUCAUUCUUUACAUUCUUUUGUGCGGAGUCCCUCCUUUCUGGGCAGAAACCGAACAAGGUAUUUUUGAUGCCGUAAUGCACGGUCAUAUUGAUUUCACUAGUGAUCCUUGGCCUUCAAUUUCUCAAAAGGCGAAAGAUCUGGUUAAGAAGAUGCUGAAGCAGAACCCAAAGGAGCGAUUGACGGCCCAUGAAGUUUUGAGUCACCCAUGGAUUAGUGUUGACGGAGAGGCACCAGACAAGCCACUUGACAACGCCGUGUUGUCUAGAUUGAAGCAAUUUACCGCUAUGAACAAGCUCAAGAAACUUGCUCUGAAGGUUAUCGCCGAGAGUCUCUCUGAAGAAGAGAUCAUGGGAUUGAAGGAGAUGUUUAAGAGUAUGGAUACAGACAACAGUGGUACAAUCACGUUCGAGGAGCUGAAGGAUGGUCUUCAAAAGCAGGGAUCAAACCUGGCAGAGUCUGAAGUGCGGCAGCUAAUGGCAGCUGCCGAUGUGGAUGGAAAUGGCACUAUUGACUACUUGGAGUUCAUUACGGCAACCAUGCACUUGAAUAAGAUAGAGAAGGAAGAUCAUCUUUACGCUGCCUUUCAGCAUUUUGAUCAGGACAGCAGUGGGUUCAUCACCAUGGAAGAGCUUGAACAGGCUUUAAUUAAGCACGGGAUGGGAGAUCCUGAUACUCUGAAAGAAAUUAUUAGGGAGGUUGACACUGAUCAUGAUGGACGAAUCAACUACGACGAGUUCGUUGCCAUGAUGCGUAAAGGUACCCCUGGCCACCAAGAGGGUCACCGGAGGAGUAUAAGUAAUAUGGCACCUGUAGGGGCCCCGAGGCAACACCAUCACAAAUGAGUUUAUAAAUAAGGAUUAACUUCAUUGAAAAUUAAAGCCAAUCAUAGCAAUGUAUAUGUCAACCUGGUUAGAGCUCGUUGUGAAACCAUUUGUUGCCAUUAGCUGUGGGAGGCUGGCUUAUAUGGGAAGGAUACCCAACCAGAUUUUCCUGCCUUGCUCUAUGUGGAAAUUGAGCUCAUGAGAUCAUGUCGAUCAUCUGAAAGUUCAAGUAGUCAUGACAUUAGGUUGGGUUUAGAAGUGUACUAUUUUUAGAGAUUGAAUGAGCGGGACUUGCAGUUCAGUACACAGCAUAGGAAUGAGUGCAAGCUAUCGAGCCUUCACUUCAAGCAUGUGUAUCAUAAGGGCAGUGAUAGGGGGCUGCUGGUAAACCCUGCGUGGGCAUCAUCAGGAUCACAUGUCUCAGUCAAUUGCAGGUUUGGUUUCUCGGCAAGCAGUUACUUCACACCUCAGUGGGAUCUUUGUCUAGCACAUCUUUGACCUGUUGUCAUAAAAGCCUGUAGAAUCUAUCUGUCCAAUGUGGGUCAACCACAGUAAGUCGCUUAGGCCCGAAAGGAGGGUUGAGUUUGUUAUCAGCUUGCACGAGGUUUCCACAUCAUCCAGGGUUGGAUGGUGGAAAAAGAAGAGGUGCCUAUUUUUGUACAAUCAUUUGUAAUUGAAAUGUUUGCUUCCGGGUCUCUCUCUCC